AUGUCUGGGGCUGAGCCGGUUGGAAUUAUCGGAUUGUUCUUGGCAUGGAAGGGUAUAGUCGACUUCGGGAAAGUGAUCAACAAGUUGAGAGAAGAUGACACUCGAGAGCGGGAGGUCAUGUAUGUGGGGCUUCAGACCUCGCAGAUGGCUCUGGCAGACUGGGGUAGACACUGGGAAUAUGAUAAGACAGACGGGCGUUUUGUUCGUUUGGAGCCUGCGCGGAAAGACCUCAUCAAUAGAAUCAUCAUGCAGCUCGAAGCGUCAAGAUUAGAGGCAGUCAGGAAGCUGAGCAAGUACCAUGAGUCUGAAGAGAAGUCCAGCAUGACUACUGCAACACGGGAAAGUCGACUAUCGAGGAUGACAGGGAAACUGGUAUCGAAAGCGAAAGGCGGCAAGGAAAAGACGCAAUGGCUCAUGGGCGACGAUACCUUCAUUGCGAAGCUUGUCGAGGAAACAGACACGCAGUACAGCCGACUCCUCCAGUUGACAUCAGUGUCCAACGCUUUCCUCUAUAUGCACUACGAUAGCUUUUUCGAUGCGACCAAGCUGGGAUCUCGAAUGGCAUCCUUGGAGGAUCUGGUGAAAGCACACAUUAAAUCCCAAGUAAGAACGAAUGAUCAGGACAUUGUCGCAACAGCUUCGCCACAGACGGACUCGAUAGAUCAACAGACUCUAGCCGCCUAUGCAACCGACACUAUAACCUCAAGCAUACAACGAGAGCGUGUUCGGGACAGCAUCGAAAGGUCACUCUACCAUCAUGGCGACAGCCGCGUAUCGGAGACUAUUGCAGACUGGUGGAACGAAAAGUCAUGCUCAAACAUCCUACUCAUUGAGUUUCCAGACGAUGCCGAAAGCGAAACGGCGACCGCAGCUUGCGCCCUGUUGUACUACCUCACAGACUGCCACAAGCUCAUCUUCAUGUUUGAAGAACCACGCGCCAAAGAACCCAUUAAACAACUACUAGAAAUGGUGAAGAUGUUCAUACACAGCCUCUUGUCAUUGCAAAGACAUGACGGGCACUCCAAUGAAUCUGUUUCGAUUGACACCAACGACCUGGACCCCGAGAUCGAAAAUACGUCGAAGCUGGAGAUGCUCAUCACUACCUUCCACGAGCUCCUACGACGCGUCACCGAAAGCAGCAAGAGACGGAUUUUGCUCAUCGUUGACGGACUUGACGCCAACCCCAUGGACGACAACGAUGGAUUCGUCCGCCUAGUCUGUCUAUUUGUGUCCGGCCUCAACGACAUAUGCAAGAUAUGCAAGGCAGACUCUGGCGCAAUCUUCAACCCGUUCUUCGCGCAUCAAGGCCAUGGUAUGCGUCUUUACAACUCGAUGCGGGAUACGGAUGUCAUUGAUCUUACUGAUUACGACUUUCGUGAGGGCUGCUUGAGGGAUGAGCUUGCUUCUGCUCUUUACCAUUGA
Molecule: messenger RNA, 1422 nt
Organism: Parastagonospora nodorum SN15
Lineage: Eukaryota; Fungi; Ascomycota; Dothideomycetes; Pleosporales; Phaeosphaeriaceae
Exons: 1
Coding region: 1-1422 (473 amino acids)
Source: RefSeq, a predicted model, not a curated record